Molecule: messenger RNA, 1684 nt
Organism: Oryzias latipes (Japanese medaka)
Lineage: Eukaryota; Metazoa; Chordata; Actinopteri; Beloniformes; Adrianichthyidae
Gene: marcksl1a
Product: MARCKS-like 1a
Biological process (GO): central nervous system development; actin filament organization
Cellular component (GO): cytoplasm; plasma membrane
Molecular function (GO): calmodulin binding; actin filament binding
Source: RefSeq, a predicted model, not a curated record
ACAUCCUUCAAUUUGAGCUCAGCCGUCGCGGGGAGCGCACUGAAAGGGGGGGUCCUGUCUUUACAAGCCUUUAAAGGUAGAUCCUUCUGGAUUUAUUUUUUUCUUUAACUCAAGAAUUUACCCAUCCCAGACCUGGAUUUUUAAACCUCCACAACUCUUCAAGGUUUUUCUUUUUUCCAUUUUUAUUUUUUGGGGGUUUAUAAAAAACUUAAACAAAAAAACAAGAUGGGAUCCCAGUUGUCUAAGGGUGGAGUAGCUGCUGAAGGGAAAGCCGCCGCCGCCGACCCUACUGCUGCCAAAGCCAACGGCCAGGAGAACGGUCACGUCAAAACCAAUGGAGACGUCUCUGCUAAGCCUGACGGGGAAGUGGCUGCCGAUGGCAACGGGACCGCCGAGCCCACCAAGGACGGCGAAGCGAGCACCGGGGAUGCGAUCGAGCCCGCACCAGCCGCGGAGGGGGAGGCAGCCAAAGCAGAGGGCGAGGCUACCAAGGAUGCCAAGAAGAAGAAGAAGUUCUCCCUGAAGAACUCUUUCAAGUUCAAAGGCAUCUCGCUGAAGAAGAGCAAGAAGAGCAGCGAGGAGGGCAAGGAGGAGGCCACGUCCCCCACGACCGAGGACAAACCAGAGGAGAACGGCCACACGGCCAAGGAGACCAAAGAAGACACGCCGGCCGCAGAGGCUAAAGAGGGCGAGGCCGCAGCCGCCGCUCCAGAGGGAGAGACCAAGGCCGCAGAGGAGGCCCCACCGACAGAGGCCGCACCCGCCGAGGAGGCUUCCGCUCCCGCCGAGGGCUCAGCACCUGCAGCCUCUGAGGGUGAAGCCAACGCUGAGUGACUGCCCUCCCACUCCUCCACACCAGGACUGAAUUUCCGAAAUUAAAGUAUAUAAAUAUAUAUAUGAGAGACUCGUGCCACGUUCUCAAAGUUUAAACAAAACAGAAGACGACAACGGAUUUAUCACAUUUGCUGAUUCAGCCGCCAGUUCACUGCCUUUUAUUAGUUCUUCGACAGACAGGAACCUCACCGGGCCCUCUCAUGACGUGUGUCGCCCCUCCCCCUCACGGUACACACGGGGACCUCCAUGCGUAAAAAGAUGGAAUGCAGAGCGCACCAGGAGUACUGACUUAUUCUUUCCCCUCCUCCCCGAUCCACGAAGAGGCGUCCUCUUCAGCAGCAGCGUGGCAGCCCUAUAACAUUCUGUCUUUUCUCAUUUUGUUGGGAUCUACAAAUCAGCACGGGACAGACCCAUCUCCUCCACCGGAAAUGACUGUUAUAUGGACACAUGAAUUUUUCAAAUGAGCUUAUUGAUUUUUACAUUUUACAUUCCUUAAGUCUUUCCCCCCCGACCCCCAGUUUCAAGUAUUUUGUCAUGUAUAGAAAAGUGGAAAAACUUGUGGAGGGGAGGUGGAAAAAGAGCUAUGUCUUUGUGCAUUUUGAUUCUUUUUCUGGCUAAAACCACAUUCAAGCUACUUGGAGUGUUGCAGUGUUCACAUUUCAGAGUCUAUGACACAGAUUUGGGGGGUUUGGGGGUUGUGUACAAAAUGUGAGCUUUUUAUCUGCAAACUGUCUCUGUAAAUAUGUUUUGGCCAAUAUUUUUUGGUUCUCUUUAUUUUGCUAUCAUUUGAAGAUGUUAAUGGUUUUAUUGUAACUUUUAAUAAGGAUAAAUAAAUGUUUGAUCCCCUCUG